AUGUUUUCUUUUUUCCACCCGCUGCCCUCUCGCUGUCCAUUUCCCCCCUCCCAUGUCUUUAUUCGCCCGUCUUCCCGCCCCUCAGCGGGGUUUGUGAAGUCGCCCCUGUCUGAGACUAAGCUGACGGGCGACACGUUUGAGCUGUACUGUGAUGUUGUGGGGAAGCCCACACCUGAGAUCCAGUGGUGGUACGCGGAGGUGAACAGAGCCGACAGCUUCUUCCAGCUGUGGGAUGGAGCGCGCAGGCAACGCGUGUCCAUCAACACGGCGUACGGCGUCAAUGGCGUGAGCGUGUUAGCCAUCACUCGCGUCACCAUCGAGGACUCUGGGAUUUAUGAGUGCAGGGCCAGUAACGACCCACGGCGUAACGAUUUGCGCCAGAAUCCGUCCACUACCUGGAUACGAGCCCAGGCAACAGUUACCGUGUUGCAGAGUGAGUUAAAAUGUCCCCGCUAGUGGAGUAGCCCAAAUAAACCGUCCACCCCCUUCAUUGUGCCUCCAUUUAGAGUUGUACCUUGGCCAGCGUUUGCUGUAGUGGAUCUUCCGCUUCCUCCUCCUUUUGUUUUAGUUUAUAACAGGAGUAUGAAGUGGUCAGAGCAACAUCCUAUUACAUUACUCUUGCCCUUGUAGCUGCUACAUAUACAGACAGUGACCUAUUUCUGUAGUCAAACAGCCCUUAUUGAGUGGAAAAUGUCCUUGUCCUCCUUAUUAAGAUAUUUUUAGGGUUUGACCAUGAUUAUAUUUACAAAAUUAUUAAUUAUGUUCGUUUCUGUUAAGGUACAGUAGAUAUAUGUUUUCCAGUGUCCUUUGGGAAUUCCUAUCCUGUAGUCUUGUAUCAUAUACGGUGGAGUCCAGAAGGUUGAGAUCACUAUGUGAAUUCAGUAUUAAUUAUACAGCCAUAAUUUAGUUUUAUGUGACAAAGAUGAGCUGAAGCGGGGUUGCUAUCACGAACAAAACAUUUCCGUUACCUGAAAUAAAAUGUUAAUUGAAAUAAAAUGCAAAAUAUAAUUACUUUAGCUAGUAGUAGCUUCCAAAGCGACGUUUUUAAUUUUAAUUCUAAAACUGAUAAAUGAAUAAGAGCUAAUAAAUACAAAUGUAAAAGGCAAAUAUGCUGAAACUAAAAAUUAAAGAGAAACCGAAAAAUUUAAAUAAAACGUUCAAAUCAUUAACAAAUACUAAAGUAGUGUACAAGUAAGACUAUAAUAAUAAUGUAGUUUACAUUUCAGGAUUUAGUAUUUGGUUUAGAAUCUUAGAUGUUUAUCAUACAUUUUAUAUUAUAAUGUUUUAUUUUAAAAUGUGGAAAAAAAACUUUUUGGACCCCACUGGAUAUAAAUGUUUUACACACACAGUCGCACACGUAUUUUGUGUUUGUGAGUGUGUUUGUGUUUCGUCUUCAGUCAGUGUGAUGUAGUAUUUCUCUGGCCUUGACUG
Molecule: messenger RNA, 1431 nt
Organism: Puntigrus tetrazona (Sumatra barb)
Lineage: Eukaryota; Metazoa; Chordata; Actinopteri; Cypriniformes; Cyprinidae
Product: neuroplastin-like
Exons: 1
Coding region: 1-456 (151 amino acids)
Biological process (GO): dendrite self-avoidance; axon guidance; homophilic cell-cell adhesion
Cellular component (GO): axon; plasma membrane
Molecular function (GO): cell-cell adhesion mediator activity
Source: RefSeq, a predicted model, not a curated record